AUGCCAGAUAUUGUGGAGGAGGUCGCGGAAUCCGUGAAGGAAGUGAUCGAGCAGAUGACCGAUGCCAGCACCAACACCACGGGGAAGCCUCAAGCAACAGCUGAAGGCAUGGCUUUAGCUUAUGGAAGCCUCGUGUUGAUGGCGCUCAUUCCGAUUUAUUUUGGAUCGUUCAGGUCUGUUACCCGACAUGCUGAACAAAAGGAAUCUGGAGAGAAAACGGAAAAAAUCAUGACCAAGGAUGCUGCAAUGUUCCCAAUUUUCGCCAGUUGUGCGCUGUUCAUCCUUUAUCUAGUUUUCAGGAUAUUUUCCAAGGAAUACAUCAACAUUCUCUUAUCGGUGUAUUUCUUCGGCAUCGGAGUUGCCGCGUUUGUUCGGAUGAUGCGCCCAAUUAUGAUUGAUCGACUGCCUCCAUGGAUACCAGUGUACUUCUACGAUGCCAAAGUUACGCAAGUCGCAAAGGGAACCACUAUUAGGGAAACGGUGCUCGAUUGUACUUUCAGUACGGCAGAUUUCGUCUCUCUCGUCCUAUCGACAAUAUUCGGCGUGUGGUACCUGUGGCAGAAGCAUUGGGUUGCCAACAACAUAUUCGGUCUUGCAUUUGCUUUAACCGGAGUUGAAAUACUUCACCUCAACAAAGUGAAAACCGGCGUUAUUUUGCUUGGUGGGCUGUUCGUCUAUGACAUUUUUUGGGUGUUCGGCACGAACGUCAUGGUGACAGUAGCGAAGUCCUUCGAAGCCCCGAUCAAGGGCCUCCUCAGUGAACAUCCGAAAAUGCCAGAUAUUGUGGAGGAGGUCGCGGAAUCCGUGAAGGAAGUGAUCGAGCAGAUGACCGAUGCCAGCACCAACACCACGGGGAAGCCUCAAGCAACAGCUGAAGGCAUGGCUUUAGCUUAUGGAAGCCUCGUGUUGAUGGCGCUCAUUCCGAUUUAUUUUGGAUCGUUCAGGUCUGUUACCCGACAUGCUGAACAAAAGGAAUCUGGAGAGAAAACGGAAAAAAUCAUGACCAAGGAUGCUGCAAUGUUCCCAAUUUUCGCCAGUUGUGCGCUGUUCAUCCUUUAUCUAGUUUUCAGGAUAUUUUCCAAGGAAUACAUCAACAUUCUCUUAUCGGUGUAUUUCUUCGGCAUCGGAGUUGCCGCGUUUGUUCGGAUGAUGCGCCCAAUUAUGAUUGAUCGACUGCCUCCAUGGAUACCAGUGUACUUCUACGAUGCCAAAGUUACGCAAGUCGCAAAGGGAACCACUAUUAGGGAAACGGUGCUCGAUUGUACUUUCAGUACGGCAGAUUUCGUCUCUCUCGUCCUAUCGACAAUAUUCGGCGUGUGGUACCUGUGGCAGAAGCAUUGGGUUGCCAACAACAUAUUCGGUCUUGCAUUUGCUUUAACCGGAGUUGAAAUACUUCACCUCAACAAAGUGAAAACCGGCGUUAUUUUGCUUGGUGGGCUGUUCGUCUAUGACAUUUUUUGGGUGUUCGGCACGAACGUCAUGGUGACAGUAGCGAAGUCCUUCGAAGCCCCGAUCAAGGUUGUGUUCCCGCAAGAUCUCCUGGAGCAUGGAAUGGGAGCAAAUAAUUUUGCUAUGCUCGGUUUGGGAGACAUCGUGAUUCCUGGAAUAUUCAUAUCUUUGCUUCUGCGGUUCGACGUGAGCCUGAACCGGGGUAGCAACACCUACUUCAACGUUACGUUUUUCGCGUACCUCGUCGGACUUCUGAUGACAAUCGGCGUCAUGCAUGUGUUCAAGCACGCCCAACCAGCUUUGCUGUACUUGGUUCCAAUGUGUCUUGGAACACCGCUCUUCGUUGCUUUGAUCAAAGGCGAUUUAAAUAUACUUUUCCAGUAUGAAGAUGAGCCUGAAGAAGAUGAAGCAGGCGAAGUUUCGCAGAAAGCUGAGAAAACGGAUUGAAGGCACAGAGUCUCUAUGAAAAGAAAACGAGGAAAUUUUGAUGUUCAAAAAUGAAAAUGAAUAUCUUGUUAAGUUCGGAUUGCACGUUUUUGGAGUUUUUUUUUCUAAUUUCCAACGUCUCAGUUGUAAUUGUUCCCUUGGCGUUGCGUUUGUGAGAAGCUUUUUCUUGGUGAUGGCGACGUGGGGAAUUCGUCGACUUCCAGAAAGUGUUAUUUUUAGUUUAAAAAUUUAUGUUGGAAUGGCGAACUCGUUUUUGAAAUUUUUUUUUUCCUUGCAACUUACUUGAUCAUUGAUUUAUUCUGAUUUUUCUUUUAUGCACUUGCUUUUCAUGGCUGCAUUCCCUCUCGACAGAUUUGCAGAAGUGUUUAAAAUUGAGCCUUUCUCUGUCGAAAGAACACGCCGUGUUUCAAGAGGAAACUCUGUGAUCAUACUUAAGACGUUUCCCGCGGAUUCAGACGUCUUUGGAUUAAGAUAACAUCUGCCAACCUUGCACAACUGAAAGGAAGGAAUAAGAUUUGAUUUUCUGUAAAACCCGUUAAGUUCUGAGGCUUCUCUGACGUUACCGCCGAAUGACGCGGAAGAUUCUUCCGCCGGAAAGCGCUCAUGGGUGCAUUUGAAUUUGUGAAGAUCGUGACAAGUUCUUCCGGACGAAUGUUUUGAAGGAUUAAGAAUCGGACUGCUAUGGAAA
Molecule: messenger RNA, 2584 nt
Organism: Notodromas monacha
Lineage: Eukaryota; Metazoa; Arthropoda; Ostracoda; Podocopida; Cyprididae
Source: the annotation of a GenBank genome assembly